This is a messenger RNA of Serpula lacrymans var. lacrymans S7.9, 1994 nucleotides long. RefSeq lists its product as uncharacterized. The transcript is spliced from 11 exons. Gene Ontology annotation, molecular function: cobalt ion transmembrane transporter activity; magnesium ion transmembrane transporter activity; cobalt ion binding. The record is from RefSeq and is a predicted model, not a curated record. Gene Ontology annotation, cellular component: membrane. Bases 8 to 1717 code for a protein of 569 amino acids. Gene Ontology annotation, biological process: transmembrane transport; metal ion transport. NCBI's taxonomy places the organism in Eukaryota, Fungi, Basidiomycota, Agaricomycetes, Boletales, Serpulaceae.
CAAGGAAAUGAUGUUACUUCGGCGUACGAAUAGAAAUCGUAACAAUACCUAUCCACAAAGUUCCACCAGCGCUGAAGCAGCCCCGCCACCCUAUAGCACCGGCUGGAUGCCAGAGCGAACGCCUGCGCCGAUGUAUCGCCAUGCGAUGCCAUCGGGCCCUUGGCCAUGGAUGGAUUUUAACGAAGACCUAGCACCUGGUCGCCAUAUCCAGGCAGGACGCACACAGGAUAUGUCAUGGAAGGGCUAUCCACAAAGUCUUUUCCAGAACUGGACUCCGCGUCAUGUAGAGCGCAGCAAGAUGCUGACUCGGUGCCCAGAAUUCGGACAUUGCUCGAUACACAACAUUGAUGUCAAGGACGAUGGCUUUUUUGAAAUUGGUGACGUGGAUAAGUACGAUGUAUCAGACAAUAAUGCCGACGAGUGUUGGGCGUUGUUCCGGAAGGACCGUCCAGAGGGCAUCCGGGUUCGUGUUUUGUUCGUGGAUAAAAUGACGGUCCCAGUGCUCCGAAUGUUAGGCACGCAGUAUAAUAUUGAACCAUUCUUUUUCUCCUCGUCCGUGAAUUGGAUACCCUCACGAUACCAAGAAGAAAUCAAGUUAGGAGAAGGAGACCAUAUCACAAUCACCUUACCCUUCAUACGAGCUGUGAAAUGUCCAUUGUCUCAGUCAGAAACAACAAGUAUAUAUCCCCCUAUUUUCAAGAAAACUCACCUAAUAUCGCGUAGUAGUAUAGAUGCACAGCAAAUUAUCGAUACUCAAUCGCCACUUUAUCUUCGCUCCUCCCAAUAUAUUCUUAUGCUCGAUCUUCUCUCGAUACACAUGAUCCGCACAAAGGAUUCAAGCACUAUGAUCUCGUAUCACUCAGAUACCGAUUCGCAUAGGACCAGUGCUGAACGCAUGAGCGGCCUUCUCUAUUACAUUGGCCAGAGCGUUUAUUGGCAGAAAAUAUUUUCCAAAACGAAGGACCCCACUUUCGUCUUAGUGUCUAUACUGUGGUACGCACUAUACACAUGGGAUGAAGCCUUUGAAAUAUUGUACUCCCACAUCAACGAUUUGGAAUCGUCCGUUAUUACUACGAACGAGAUGAAUCUGACCCGCGAGUUGCACGUCAUACAUGCCCACCUGUUAUUCUACUCGACGUUAUUGGAAGACUUUAGCCAAUCAGUGACUUUUGUGCUAGAGACUCCUCACCCUGGUAUGGAGGGCCUUGCAGGUGAUAAUCAGGAGUCGAACCUCCUCAAGAGAGAGUGCAACAAUUUGUUAUCUGCCAUAAAAAGGUUGGAAGGUAUCAGAGAUAUGCAUGGUAAACGUUUGCAAAACGUCAUGCAUCUUGCAUUCGCCACCGUGAACAUAGACGACAGUAAACAGAUGAAGCAGAUAUCUUACCUCACAAUGAUAUUCCUGCCUGCAGGUUUCACAGCUACUGUAUUCGGAAUGAAUGUCAAAGAGAUCAACUCAGGAUCUUAUGAAACGCUGGCACACUAUGCCAUUGCAACUCUGUUACUGACAAUCGCCACCGUUUGGAUCGUGGUGACUUUUCAAAUCAACAGCCACUUCCACGGUCCUGGGCCACAGAAGAGUUUUUGGGUGCGCUUGGGCUGGCCAGUUCGAGCGCUGCAUCGAAAGUUGGCGAAGAAGAAAAAGCAAACAGACACUACGACGGAGCAAUCUCAGAUUCAAGGUCGGGACGAAGAGAAAGGAACAGGGUAUCCCGUAUAAGCUAUGUCGCAUACGUGUUAUUGUAUACUACACCUAUUUAGUUGCUUGGUUUUACUCACGGACCAUUAUGUACAUUCACUUGUUCCGCCAGUGUGUUGGUGCGAUGGUCUAACAGGUUCCAUGAUCCAUGAUGGGCCUCGUCCUUACGACGACCUAUAAAUGAGAUUCGUAUGUCAUCGUCUGGUGGUGCCGGGGGAGAUAUACCCAUGGGGUCGCAGCGUGUUUUAGCUACUUAUAGGCCUCUUGCGCCUAAUAUCUAUCCAUGUUGAUGCAUCCU